AUGCUGGUCCGCUCGCUACGCCUGGCCGCACCUCGGCCAUCCACUUGCUCGUCAUACCGUCAGAUCGUCCGACAUGCGUCCACAUCCUCCACAUCCUCCAGCUUUGCAUCAGCUGCCAGGUCCACAAUUAGCACCAAGACCAUAGCAACCUCAGCAGCAGCCAUCGUCGGCGGUCUAGCCCUCUACUCCACCCUCUCUUCUAAACCUUCGUCACCUUUAGAAUGCGAAGCUCCCUCUUCAGCAAAACCCACUCCUGCAUCCUCCGUCAAAGGCGGCAACCAAUCCGACCUCCCCGAGAUCUCUCAUCUCGACCCUUCCCUCCUUACCAACGCCUCAGCCCCCAUGCGCAAACGAAUGGAAACAUACAUCAAGCUCCUCCAAUACAACAUCGUCUCCGCCCUCUCUCAGGAAGAACCCAAAGCCCGUUUUCUCAUCGACUCCUGGCUUCGCAAAGAAGGAGGCGAAGGAAUCUCUUGUGUCCUUCAAGAUGGUUCGACGUUCGAGAAGGCCGGUGUCAACAUCUCUGUUGUACAUGGUAUGCUUCCUCCUGCUGCAAUUAGGCAGAUGUCAGCUGAUCAUGCAGGGUUGAUGGACAAGACGGGCUAUAAGCUCGAAGGAAAAGAUGCCGAUGUGAAAGGUCUGCCCUUCUAUGCAGCUGGGUUGAGUUUGGUAGUUCAUCCGAAGAACCCAUUUGCCCCGACGGUGCAUUUCAACUACCGGUAUUUCGAGUUGACUCAUCCCGAGAAGUUGGCUGAUGGGUCUCCCAACCCAAGACACCCAAAGAACAGGAAAGGUGGGCAAGGGGAUAAUGAGCCAGUAGCAUGGUGGUUUGGUGGCGGAACGGAUUUGACUCCGAUCUAUCUGUUUGAUGAGGAUGCCAAGCACUUCCAUUCUACACUCAAGGAGGCAGCUGAUAAGCAUGAUGCGAGCUUUUAUCCGACAUGGAAGAAAUGGUGCGAUAGGUACUUCUUGCUCCCUCAUCGAGGUGAAGCCCGUGGUGUGGGUGGAAUCUUCUUUGAUGAUCUUACCCUGCCUCAAUGGGCUGACGGUAACUCAGCUAAGGCGUAUGUUCCGCUGAGUGAUGGAACAAAGCCUACGCCAGCAACCCCUCUCGUUCCCAGCAUCUCGUCGAGCAAGCAGCACAAUCAAGACACGCUCUUUGCUACAGUGCGAUCUCUCGGUGGCGCUUUCCUCCCGGCUUACCUGCCUCUAGUGCAGAAGAGGAAGAACACACCAUACACAGAAGUACAUGAACGAUGGCAGCAGAUCAGAAGAGGUCGUUAUGUCGAAUUCAACCUUGUCUAUGACAGGGGGACGAAAUUUGGACUGCAAACUCCAGGAGCAAGGAUUGAGAGCAUUUUGAUGAGUUUGCCCCUGAAAGCUAGGUGGGAGUACAUGGAGAGGUACAGUGGCGGUGGUGCACAGGGGAGGGACGGGAAGGCGACAACAAAGGCUGAUAGCGAUGUGGAGGAUGGGAAAGAGGGUGAGAUGGAGAGAAAGACAAUGGCUGCGCUACGACAGCCUCAGGAAUGGGCAUGA
Messenger RNA from Ustilago hordei, 1539 nucleotides. RefSeq names its product putative HEM13 - coproporphyrinogen III oxidase. Bases 1 to 1539 code for a protein of 512 amino acids. Gene Ontology annotation, molecular function: coproporphyrinogen oxidase activity. Lineage: Eukaryota; Fungi; Basidiomycota; Ustilaginomycetes; Ustilaginales; Ustilaginaceae. The record is from RefSeq and is a predicted model, not a curated record. The transcript has a single exon. Gene Ontology annotation, cellular component: mitochondrial intermembrane space; cytoplasm.